Molecule: messenger RNA, 1014 nt
Organism: Prorocentrum cordatum
Lineage: Eukaryota; Dinophyceae; Prorocentrales; Prorocentraceae
Source: the annotation of a GenBank genome assembly
AUGCUGAGCAACUACCACGGCCAGCGGUGCGCCUCGAACAGGUACGAGUGCAUUACGUCCCCGAUCCAGGCGAUCAGUAAGGCUAACGCCGGGGGCCAGACUGUCGGCGUGGUUGGAGUGGGAGUCGCGGGGGGCCCGAACAACAUCUCGGCCGCCGUGGAAGCAGCGCAGGCCGCAGAUGUGGUGGUCUUGGUCGUAGGCAUCGACGGUUCCCAGGAGGGAGAGGAGCACGACCGGUCCGACUGCGGGCUGCCAGGCCACCAGCCAGAGUUGGUGGAGGCCAUCUCCGCGCUUAAGAAGCCGACGGUGAUGGUGCUCAUCCACGGCGGGGCGCUGUGCCUGGGGCACUUGAAGGAGGGAGUCCCCGCGAUCGUCGACGCGUUCUACGGCGGCGAGAGUGGCUCGGAGGCGCUGGCGGCGGUGCUGUUUGGCGAGUACAACCCGUCCGGGAAGCUGCCUGUGACCAUGUACCCGCCAGAGUACAUGCAGCAGCUGCCCAUCACGCAGAUGUCGGUGAGCGCGCCACCGGGCAGGACCCACCUUUACUACACGGGCACGCCCGAGUUCCCCUUCGGGGCUGGCCUCUCCUACUCCUCGUGGGCCAUGGAGGUCGCGGAGGGCGCCCAGCGGCGGCUCGGCACCCGGAGCGGGGCGGCGUCCUUCACCGUGCGGCUCACGAACGCCGGGCCCUGGGCCGGCAGCCAGCGCGUGCUCGCGCUCGCGCGGCCGCGCGGCGCCACCGCGCCCGGCGCCCUGCGCCAGCGCAUGUGGGGCUACCAGGGCGCCCAGCUGGCGGUGGGCGAGACCGCGGAUCUCGUCUUCACGCUGCGCUCGGCGGACUUGGCCCUGAGCGAUGCCUCGGGGAACCGGGUGGUGAGCCCCGGGGAGUGGGACGUGGUCUUCUCGCACGGCGACGGGGAGGUGCUGGCGAGCGUCGUGAUGUCGGGGGCCGAGGCCGUUGUCGAGCCAAGCGUCUUCGGGAAGAGCACCGGCACUGGAACGAUCGUGGUGUAG